Molecule: messenger RNA, 420 nt
Organism: Meleagris gallopavo (turkey)
Lineage: Eukaryota; Metazoa; Chordata; Aves; Galliformes; Phasianidae
Source: RefSeq, a predicted model, not a curated record
GGACACCCGGGAGACAUGGCCCCCAACUCGGACACGGUGGAAGGGACCACCCUGCUGCCGGGAGAGGACAUCACCACGGUGGGAUCCAAUCCCAGCUCCUUGGCCGUCAGCGCCAAAGACGCCGACAAGCAGCAAGGCCAGCAGGGCGGCCAAAACCCCAGCCAGGCGGGACAGCAGCAGGGCCAGCAGAAGCAGAAGCGGCACAGAACCCGCUUCACACCGGCGCAGCUCAACGAGCUGGAGAGGAGCUUCGCCAAGACCCACUACCCGGACAUCUUCAUGCGGGAGGAGCUGGCCUUGCGCAUCGGCCUCACCGAGUCCCGGGUGCAGGUAUGUGCGGCCGUCCCCGCGCAGCUCCAGCUCCUGCGAGACCCUUUCCCGGGGCCGCGGGCGAUGCCCCGGCUGGCGCCGGGCUCGAGG